This is a messenger RNA of Archocentrus centrarchus (flier cichlid), 3689 nucleotides long. RefSeq names its product protein bicaudal D homolog 2-like. Lineage: Eukaryota; Metazoa; Chordata; Actinopteri; Cichliformes; Cichlidae. Bases 295 to 2751 code for a protein of 818 amino acids. Gene Ontology annotation, cellular component: cytosol; Golgi apparatus. The record is from RefSeq and is a predicted model, not a curated record. Gene Ontology annotation, molecular function: cytoskeletal adaptor activity; dynactin binding; dynein complex binding. The transcript is spliced from 8 exons. Gene Ontology annotation, biological process: microtubule anchoring at microtubule organizing center; protein localization to organelle; regulation of microtubule cytoskeleton organization.
UUGAACGUCGUGUAGGGGUAGCUUUUUCCAAUCGAUGAUCUCAACUCAAGUUUCUUCUAUCAGCUUCAAGAAUGGACCGAAGAAUUCAGUGAGAAUGAGAAAACUAUUGUUCCGUUGGAGCUAUGUCGAAGUCUGCAGCAGGAAAAGUCACGGGAAACUAAAUACAGUUUAAGCCUAACAAUGCGACCCAAACAAAGAAGGCAGUGAUUUUGCGGUCUUGGUGAUUUGCUCCGCUGCUCCUGCUACUAGCCAGGGCUGGGUCCCGUUACAGUUGGGAGUCGGCGGUUCGCCAAGAUGUCUAUGGAGGAGCAGGAAUAUCCUGAGGCGGUACUGGUGACAGAAGCCGGGCCACAGUGGCUCCGAGCCGAAGUGGAGCGCCUGACCCGGGAGCUUCGUGAAACAACCCAGGAGAAGAUCCAGGCGGCUGAAUAUGGGCUGGCGGUGCUGGAGGAGAAACAGCAGCUCAAGCAGCGAUUUGACGAGUUGGAGGCAGACUACGAGACGGUCCGACAGGAGCUGGAUCAGCUGAAGGAGGCCUUUGGACAUGCUUACUCUACCCACAGAAAGGUGGCAGCAGAUGGGGAGAGCAGGGAAGAGUCAUUGAUACUAGAGUCAGCCAGUAAAGAAGCUCUCUACCAGCAGAAGGUCCUAGAGUUGCAGAAUGAGCUCCGACAGGCCAAAGCUUCCCUUACCAGCGCACAAGCUGAAAAUGAUCGCCUGUCAUCCAUUGCCCUUGAAAUGAGAGAGAAUUCAGAGCUGGCAGAGCUACAGCGCAAUCAGCUGCGAGAUGACAUCAGAGAGUACAAGGUUCGGGAGGCUCGGCUGCUCCAGGACUACAGUGAAUUGGAGGAGGAGAACAUCUCCUUUCAGAAACAAGUGUCUGUGUUGAAACAGAACCAGGUGGAAUUUGAAGGUCUAAAACAUGAGAUCCGCCGUCUGGAGGAGGACUCCCAGUGUCUGCACAGCCAGCUGGAGGAAGCGAUGCGUCUGAGAGAAAUUGCAGAGCGGCAGCUGACAGAAGCUUUAGAGACCAUUAAGACGGAACGUGAGCAGAAGGCCUCGCUGCGCAAAGAGCUCUCCCACUAUAUGACCAUCGGUGGCUCUGUGUACAGUAGCUCUUUCAAUAUUUCCAUCGAUAACCCCAAACACCACGAGGACCCCUCAGCCAUCACUGAACCGGACAACGACGAUCUGAUAAGAGGCUUUGAGAACGGCUUGGUCAAGACAAGUGAAAGUGAUGAAGACAAUAGAACAGUGAACAAGAGAGGGGAGGCCUUCAAGCCAGUUCCUAGCUUGGUGGACGACCUGCUGAGUGAGCUCAACAUAUCAGAGAUUCAGAAACUGAAACAACAGCUGGUGCAGGUUGAGCGGGAAAAGGUUGCCCUGAUCAACUCUCUGCAGGAGAGCCAGAAGCAGCUGGAACAGGCCUAUGGCACUGUGUCUGAGCAAAAGGAAACGGUCAACAGGUUGACUGAAAAUCUAAGUGCAAUGAGGAAACUUCAGGCCAGUAAGGAGCGACAGUCUGCCCUUGACAGUGAGAAAGACAGGGACAGUCAUGAUGACGGAGACUACUACGAGCUGGACAUUAAUGGCCCUGAGAUCCUGCAGUGUAAAUACACCGUGGCAGUAUCUGAAGCUGGAGAACUGAGGCAAGAGCUGAAAACACUAAGGGCACAGUAUGAGGAGUGUCGAACCCAGUAUGAAGAUGAGCGAGCGCGGCUGGAGAGCGAUGUCCAGGACUUGAGGUCAAAGUUGUCAUCCUUGGAGAAGAUUAGCCAAGCAGAUAAAGCCGUGGUGGCACGUCUGGAGAAGGAGCUCCGUCUGGUCAGCGAAGCAGCUGGAGAAUCACUUGGCAGCCUUAAUGUGGCCCAGGAUGAGCUCAUAGCUUUCAGUGAAGAGCUGGCCAAUCUCUACAACCAUGUGUGCAUGUGCAACAAUGAAACCCCUAACCGCGUCAUGCUCGACUAUUACAAGGAUGGCAAAGCCAUGCUAAGAAAGGGGCAAGAAGCAAAGGAGCACCAGUCAGUACUUCUCACUAAUGGGUUAAUCACUGAGACUGAGUCUGGAAAGUCAGAUUCCAGCAGCGCCGCAGUUACUGCAGCUCCAAUCCAGGAUCAUCGGCCAGAACCCAUGAACAUCUAUAACCUCGUAGCUAUUAUCAGGGACCAAAUCCGCCACCUCCAGCAGGCAGUGGACCGCACCACAGAGCUGUCACGUCAAAGACUUGCCAACCUGGAGCUGAGCACAGUGGCAGACAAAGACAAAGAAGCAUGCAUGGAGGAGAUUCUCAAACUCAAGUCCCUGCUUAGUACCAAAAGGGAGCAGAUUGCCACUCUCAGAGCUGUUCUCAAGGCCAACAAACAGACAGCAGAGGUUGCUCUGGCUAACCUCAAGAGUAAGUAUGAAAGUGAGAAGGCCAUGGUGACCGAGACAAUGAUGAAGCUCCGUAAUGAACUCAAGGCUUUGAAAGAGGACGCUGCUACGUUCUCCUCUCUUCGAGCCAUGUUUGCUACAAGGUGUGAUGAGUAUGUUACCCAGCUGGAUGACAUGCAGAGGCAGCUGGCUGCUGCUGAGGAUGAAAAGAAGACUCUGAAUUCUUUGUUACGUAUGGCCAUUCAGCAAAAACUGGCAUUAACUCAGCGCCUAGAGGAUUUGGAGUUUGAUCAUGAGCAAGCGCGCCGCAACAGUGCCUCAACAGUGGGAGGCAAGGCCAAGACAAAAGGCAAGGGAGCCUCUUCCAGCCGCAGUUAAACUUGUCGAGCCAAGUGUCCUUAAGGAGAUCCAUGAGAUUAUGUGACAGUGGCCAGUCGUCUGUUCUCCUGGUUUCUUCACUUUAAUCAUGGUCCAAAUUAUGUCAUUACUUAGACAAGAAUAUAUACAGCAGUAUUAGCCAAGAGCCUUGUUUUAGAGUGCCAAAACAAGUAUUUAAAAUAUUGUUAAGCUCUAACAAACUGCAGAAAAUAUCAGAUCAGCUGCCCAGUGCAGUCUAUCAGUCUUCCAAUAAUAUGAACCACUAUGAUUACUUAACCAGUGGAAGAGUCCUGAUGGGUGUUUUGUGGAUUACUCAAUGCCUGUGUUACCCUGACUGAGCACUUUUUGUUUUACAUAUUUGCUCCAAGCUUAUUCCACUUUCUAAAAUGAUGCUAACUGUUUCAAGUAUUGUAUAAUGUUUGUAUUCUGUGUGCAUGCUCAUCUGGCAGGUUCUUCACUAUUUUAAAUGUCUCCCCAUAUAUCUUUAACCUUAUUUAUUUCAUAGCACUAAAGUCAGAGACUGCUUUUAAAGCAACAAAGAAGUCUCUGAUUUUGUUGUCCUUUGGCCUUCAGAUUUAGGUUUGAUAUGUACUGACAGCCAGAAUUCUUUAUAGCUCUGUCUUUGGGUGUGCUGUAUUAUUGUCACUCUAUGAUCCUGCAAAAAAUGGAACUUCAAAUACAGGAUCUUAACUGUGUUCUGUAUGAUUAUGUUCUGAGCAGAUAAAGCAGAGUUUUUGCAAACUAAUGUAUGCUUGUUAUGACUGAAAAAGAGUAAAAAUGCAAAGCUUAUUUAAAGAUUUAUAAGUUAAGGUCAGAUGUAUAGUAUUCAUAAACUCUAUCCAUGACAGAGUUUUUAAAGUAACCAUUUUAAUACAACUUUUUGUAAAGCUUUUUAAAUAAUAAGUCUGCAGUGCCAUUGUGUGUUUUCUUUAUACAAG